Messenger RNA from Caenorhabditis auriculariae, 5220 nucleotides. The record is from the annotation of a GenBank genome assembly. Lineage: Eukaryota; Metazoa; Nematoda; Chromadorea; Rhabditida; Rhabditidae.
AUGGAAAACGAUGUACAGGCUACAAAUUCCUUCUCCAAUAGUAGCUUGGUUAUGGGUGAGAGAUUUUGUAAUUUAUUGUUUGUUCUAUGAAGGAUAUUACAGAAGACGCGCUCGAUACAAUGGCUAGUUCUUUGCAAAUUCCAGCGUUCAGAAGAAGGAAAAAUUCGGGAAUGAUCGAAAGAAGUGUCAGCACCAAUGAUUUGCAACGUGCGUUUUCAUUUUAGAAUAGAAUUUGAUUUGUUUAUUUCAGAAUCCAGUUUCUUUCCAAGAAAUAUGGUUGAUCGCAAUUGUCAAUCUCUCAGAAUGCACUCUAAAGAACAAGGAAUAGGUUUUAAAAAUUAAAUUAAAAAAAAGAAGUUUUUCCGUUUCAGAUUCGGAGCUGGGAAACAAAAAAACUGAUGAAAAGAUAUGCGUCUUUGGAAUCAUUGCUGGAUAUGCAAAAAGCACUGAUGGAGAAUUCGAAAAAGUUGGACGCAGUCUUGGAAAAAAGUAAGUGAUUUUGUAAGAGUGGAUCGUGAGAUCAAAAAAUGGAACGUAAGAUCAAAAAAUAACGCGCGGCAAAAAAAAAAACAAUGCUCCGGUAUGCGGCAGAAGUGCGCUGCACCGAACACACACCGCAAAGUGUUUUUCAUCACUGCGCGUUGGUCCGUGAUAGUUUCUCAUCACAAAUCGACGUUCCAUGCCUUUCCUUAGCAAAAUUAUAUUUUCCACUGAGCAAUUGGUGAAAACUGUUCAUCACACUUUAAGGGGACUUCAAUGUUUCAGUAAGAAUUUGUUUAAUUUGUUGUUUUGAAUAUUUUCAUUGUUUUCAGACGGAGAAACAGCUCAAGUGAGUGGAGACGAAAAGCCGAGCAAUCAGAGUAGUGGUAGUCAAUCGUAUGAAUCUCUCGAAGUGGUCGAAUCAAGUGCCGACGUUCCAACUGUUAGGGAAAACGACAGCAUGACGAUUGGGUUUGUUUUCUGAUAACAUUCGCAUAUCGAUCAAUAUGUUUUAACUUAUAGCCUUUCGGGUGCGUUGACUGUCAUAACAAAAGUCAACUCUCUUCUGGCGUCCGCAAGGGACAAGCUUCUUGGUCGUCGUUGGAUUCCAACCGACCAUGCGGAAACUGUCAUCGUUCCAGAAGACCUGGCCCCCGAUUGCAAGGUUUUUUUGCACGAAAGAGCAGUAAAUAAUAAAAAAUUUUUAGAUUGUUUACCCUGAAAAUUUCGCCCCAAAUCGUCUCAUGGUUGUUCUUCUUAAAUCGGACAAAUCGAAUGAGCAAUACGAGACAAUUUAUCACCUUGUUUACGCCAAGAAUGGUUUUAAAAACAUUACUCUCUAUUCUAAUCAAUUCAUUACAGGACAUGCACUGCCUACAAUGUACAGCAUUUACCGUUGCAAGGACAUCAAAGAAGCGCACGAUUUAUUCCAUAAGUGUUAUGAUUCGCUCAUUCUUUUCGAUACGAUCAGUUCGUUAAAUGCAAAGUAAACUGUAAAUAGAUAAACUGCAGAUCCCGAAAGAAUGAAAGUCCGCGAAGGAAUGGAAAAAAUUUUCCGCAAAAUCAAGACCAGGCCUCUUUACCAAACUAUCCACAUUGCGAUCGCUUGCGACAGGGUCGACUACUUUGGGGAAGCUGUCGUGGAAAUGCUGCGCAGGGCCGGCACCCCAAUUGAAACGUUAGUUAAAGAUUUUUUUUGUUGAAUGCGGUCAUGAUAAUGACCAUGAUACACAUGACUUUCAAUAAAAUUUUUAACGAUUUCUCAAUUUUUCUUUUCAGGCAAUUCCAACAGUUUUGCAUCUGCGAGGGAUGUUUCCCCUUACAAUUGGCCAUCCGCUUCGACAGAUAUCUGAUCGUUGCCCGGAUGCUCCAGCUGAAAGCCGAUGUCAUGAUAAAAGAUUGGCAUGGGAACAGCGUUCUCCACACGGCAGCGCUCAACAGCGUCCGAAUGCUCGAAGUUUGUAUUCAACAAAAGAAAGACAAUUGUGUCUCUUCAGUUUGUAGUUAUCCAAGAGUUCCACUUGUGAUUUUGUAGCAACAGAAGUGCGAAAGCAAAAAGAAUCCAGUUCUCUUUUUUCCCAGAAGUUUGUAGUUUCGCAGAAGUUUUAUUGUUGCUAGGUUAUUUUGUCAUAAGAUCUGCGAACAAUAGACAGAAUCCUUUUCAUGCUGGAUAUGUACUUCCUGCAUACCUCUUUUCCUUUUUCUUUGCAUUAUGCACGCCAUUCGAAAGUCUCUAAUCCCGGCUCAAGCUCAUCCCACUUGCAGUUGCUUUGGAGUGAGACGCCGCAAGUGCUGCCGUUGAUCGACGAAAUCAACCACGAUGGGCACACGCCGAUAAUUGUUGCUGUGAGGGCUGGAAAUCCGCGAAUCACGUCGACCUUGCUCGGAUUCGGCGCUAAGCUGGCCGUCCGCGGAGUUCCUCGUUCGCCUCUUUUUGAGGCCAUGAACGUCAAAAACAGCGCUGGGUAAAUGAAAGCUCAUAGGAAAAUGAAUUUUUUCAAAUUUCAAAAAAGCUACUUUGCGGUCCGAUGAACUUUCAAUUUUUCCUCCAGUUAGAUAGUUCCUAUCCAUUUUAUUUAGGUGCGCAACUUUACGGGAAAUUUCGUUAACUUAUGUGAGAUAGUAAAAAAAUAAUAAUUUUUAUCAAAACUUUACGAUUAACUAGCUAAAGUGUUUCGAAAAAAAUACUUGAAAAAGGGUAAUCAUUUGAAUUUUUUUUAAUGCAUUUUUCAAAAUUUGUUACAAGUACUCAAAUAAUAAAAUUUUCGUUAACAAGUUCUAGAACAAAAUAAAUUGCAGUUAAAAAAAGUCAAAACUUUUUUUAUUUCGAGCAACUUAGGGACAACUUCCUUUACUUUUUUUUUGCAAUUUCGUUUUAAUCCAACCAGUCAUUAUAAUUUGUUUAUUUUUUCAGUGUCGUGGAUGUCCUUGUCAAUGCUUCUCCUGAAGUCGCGCACGAGCGUGACGUCUUCGGGAACACGGCCAUUCAUGUAGCGGCCUACAAAGAGUCUCUGGCAGCUCUUUUGGCUCACAAAACAAAAUUCGACUUUGACUUGGACUCAAGAAACCAUUUCGGUGAAACUCCUCUUCACUGUUUCGUUCGUAAGGUUGAGAGGAAGAUAAGUAUCAGAAAGAAAACAGCAAAGUUAAGGCAACUGCCCAAACCCUUCCACUGGUCAUGCUCAUCGUUUCUCAUGGUUGCAAUGUCAACGAUGCCGAUAAUCACGGAGAUACCGCACUCCACAAAGCGGUUGUUUCCCGGAAUGUCAACCCUUUGGUGAGUUCUGACAACAUGGAAAUGCUCUUUUCAAUGACAAAUUAAUUCCGAAACUCAUCUUUUUAGAGCAUCCGAUUCUUGCUUUGCGCUGGAGCUAAUCCCAAUAAGGUCAACAUGCGUGGCGAAUCUCCUCGACACAUUGCAGCUAGAAUUCAAAAGUGAGACAUUCUUGAACAAAAUUAUUGAGAAUAGUGUUAAAAACUUUCAAAUGUAGAAAAUCUCCUAAAAAUAACCCACAUAAAAUGAUUAUUUGUUUCAGCAUUGAUGCUAUGAAGGAUUUGAUCAUCUGUGGUGCUACUCGUUGUGCCAAAGACACUUCGGGAUGUGUGAGCGACUGCGUGAAUCUUGAAACGAGAAGCGUUUCUGACGUGGAUACGCGAAUUUUGCAUCUCACUCCAUUGGCCAUCGACGACUACCUGGAAGCCGACUACGAAGGCGCUACUCUGGACCAUUCUGAGAAGGUUUUUCCUCAAAUAAUGAAAAAUGAAAAGUAAAAUUGAUUUCAACUACGAUAAAACUGGAAAUGUAUAUCCAAUCAAUAUUUGAAAUGAUCAUUUCAGGAAACGUUCAACGAGCGUCUUGCCGAAGAGUUUGCACAGAAGCCAAGGAAGAUGGUGAACUUGCUGUCGAUGGACGGCGGUGGCAUCCGGGGACUUGUCAUUAUCCAGGUAAACAUUUUUACUUCAUUUUCAAGCAUUUCCGAAAUUUUGCAGACUAUGCUGGAAAUUGAGCGUCGACUCGGUGAGCCACUGUUUCCGUAUUUCGACUGGGUCGCUGGAACUUCUACUGGAUCUCUCAUUGCCGCAGCUCUUUCUAAAGGUGGAAUUUUGAAUUACCUCAGAAAUAAUUUUACUUUUCAGGCCUUUCACUUCAGCAGCUUCUGCUUUCCUACAUUAGAUUCAAGGAUCAAGUUUUUGAGGGUUUCGCUCCGCCUUUUGAUACUCGCCUUCUCGAAACUUUCAUCAAGGAACAGAUUGGAGAAGGACCAAUUUCCGAUUUGAAAUAUCCGAGGUUAUUGAACUCGAAACUUUUUCAUAAAUUGCAAUUUAACAGGUUGAUGGUGUCGGCUGUGAAUGCGCUAAGGUUCCCGGUGAAGCUUGAGUUUAUGCGUAACUAUUCUCCAAAUGAUGUGGAUGCUUCGGAAGGUUCAAAGCCAGUAUAAAUUGGUUUGAAAUAUUUUAUUUUCCAGAAAUUCCCUUGUGGGUUGCUUUGCGUCGAUCUACUUCUGCUCCUGUGUUCUUCAAUCCGUGUGAUGAAUACAUCGACGGCGGUAUCAUUGCAAACAAUCCGACUUUGGAUCUUCUUACUGAAGUUCAAAAGUUCAAUAGCAAGGCUAAGCUUCAGGUUUCUACUGUUCUGAAAGAAGGUUUCAUUAACAACUUGCAGGAAAAGAAAGAAGACCACAAAGUGGAAAUCAAUGUUGUCCUUUCUCUGGGAACCGGCCAAAUCCCGUUGUCCCCAAUGAUGCCUUUGUUGCUCGAUUCUGCUCGGCCUUUGCAGUCGAUGCUUGCAUUCAAGAACCUGUCGAUGAUUUUUGUCGAUCAGGUGAGAUACUGGCAAUCAACUUUUUUUUAUUUGAAAAUCCAGGCGACCGCUUCGGAAGGAGCUCCCGUCACUCGUUCGCGUGCGUGGUGUGACGCCCUUUCAGUCCCAUUCUUCCGUUUGAGCGCUCAUCUUUCUCAUGUUAGUUUUUUUUGGAUAUCUUUUUCAAGUUCUGGAAAAAAAAAUCACAUCAAUUGAUUUUCCAGGCCGUUCAACUCUGCACAACGAACGACGUGGAUGUAGUGACGAUGAUGUGGGAUACGUUGAAAUACUGCCGCAAGAACCAGGACUACCUUGACCAGAUCUGCGCAAUGCUCAAACACGACCCGAAGCACGUCCAGCGAGGCUCUCCUUUUGCCAAAGGAUCCACGGUUCAGUCCUACAUGGACGGAACUCCUGCCAAACAGCACUCGAUUGUGUAA